This is a messenger RNA of Glycine soja, 3773 nucleotides long. Its product is annotated as vacuolar sorting protein 3-like. The transcript is spliced from 14 exons. Gene Ontology annotation, cellular component: cytoplasm; membrane. Bases 240 to 3254 code for a protein of 1004 amino acids. Gene Ontology annotation, biological process: vesicle-mediated transport; endosomal vesicle fusion; autophagy. The record is from RefSeq and is a predicted model, not a curated record. Lineage: Eukaryota; Viridiplantae; Streptophyta; Magnoliopsida; Fabales; Fabaceae.
UUUGUCACACUUUCAGAAAAGAUUAGUAUUUACCCAAGAAAAACAAAAGAAAAAAAGUGCACUGUUCUCCUUCUUUCUCCCAGAAGUUGAGUGAAGCAGAGUUCAAGUGCAGGGAGGUGCAAGCCAAGCUUGCUUAAUCGCACGCACGCGUUGAGCGUUGAGGCUCAAUUGGGUUUCGAGAAGAACCUGCGAGAAUGAGAAGGUAGAACUUUUCGAGUCGCAGAGCGUCGAUUCGCAAAAUGGCGAAGGUUGAAAGCAGCAGCAGCAUUAGCAUGAGCAUGAGCCGCGUGGUGCUGGAGCCCCACGCGCAGUUCGACCUCACGGCCCACUCACGCGCCAGCUCCAUUCGAUCCCUCGCAAUCGCCCACUCGAAACGACACCAUACGACUCUUUUCUACGUUGGAACUCACUCCGGAACUCUCUUUUCCCUCUCCGCCGAAGAUUCCAACUACACCGACGACGACGCCGUUUUGCGCAAGCUCUCCUUCCUAAGAAGCGUUUCGGUCAGCGACACCGCCGUCGAGUCCAUUUCGGUCAUCGAAGAGUUCGGGAAGCUUCUGCUGCUCUCCGAUGGGGCUCUGUUCUUGGUCGAUUCCGAGCUCUCAAAUGGCGCCACGAAAUUGAGUUUCCCCAAGGGGGUUUCGUUGGUCACGAGGAGAAGGUUCAGGAACAACGGCGGUGGAGAAUCUGAGGGUUUCGGUUCAGGUUUAGGUUCAGGUUCGGGUUUAGGGUUGUUUCAGAAAUUGAGAAUGAACUCAAUGAAGGAGGUUGAUGUGCAGAGUGAGACAGGUGGUGGAUUUGUUUUUGCAGUUGUUGUUGGUAAGAGGCUGAUUCUAGCGGAGCUUGUUUUGGGGAAUAGGAAUGGGAAAACUGAGAGGGAUGAUGGUGGUGGUGGUACUCUUGUGAUUUUGAAGGAGAUUCAGUGUGUUGAUGGGGUUGUUAGUGCCAUGGUGUGGCUCAAUGAUUCUAUAGUUGUUGGUACUGUGAAUGGGUACAGCUUGAUUUCCUGUGUGACUGGGCAGAAUAGCGUGAUCUUCUCGUUGCCAGACGUGUCACGGCCGCCCAGGUUGAAGCUCUUGCACAAGGAGUGGAGGGUGCUGUUGUUGGUGGACAAUGUGGGGGUUAUUGUUGACCCCCACGGGCAGCCCGUGGGGGGGAGUCUGGUGUUCCGGCACGGCUUGGACUUGGUGGGGGAGAUUGAUUCCUAUGUGGUGGUUGUGAGUGAUGGGAAGAUUGAGUUAUAUCAUAAGAGGCAUUGUGGUUGUGUUCAGGUGUUGCCCUUUGGCGGGGAAGGGGUUGGGCGAUGUGUUGUUGCCAGCGAGGAAGAUAGGGGUGGGAGGCUUGUUGCUGUUGCAACUGCUACCAAGGUAGUGUGCUAUCAGAAAUUACCUUCAGUGGAACAAAUAAAAGACCUUCUGAGGAAGAAGAACUAUAAGGGAGCCAUAUCCUUGGUGGAGGAGCUUGAGUCAGAAGGUGAAAUGUCAAAAGAUUUGCUCUCGUUUGUUCAUGCUCAAGUGGGAUUUCUCUUGCUUUUUGACUUACAUUUUAAAGAAGCAGUGGACCACUUCUUGCUUUCUGAGACGAUGCAACCUUCUGAAGUAUUCCCAUUUAUAAUGCGAGAUCCAAAUCGCUGGUCCUUACUGGUUCCUAGGAAUAGGUAUUGGGGUUUGCAUCCUCCACCAGCCCCUCUUGAAGAUGUAAUAGAUGAUGGCUUGAUGACAAUCCAAAGAGCUUCUUUCCUGAGGAAAGCAGGCGUAGAAACAAUAGUAGAUAGUGACCUUUUUCUCAAUCCAGCGAAUAGAGCUGAUUUGUUGGAGUCAGCAAUCAAGAAUAUUAGCAGGUAUUUGGAGGCCUGUCGAGAAAAAGACCUAACGGAAUCAGUCAGGGAGGGAGUUGAUACUCUACUAAUGUAUCUGUAUAGAGCUUUAAAUUCUGUCGAGGACAUGGAGAGGCUGGCUUCUUCUAUAAACUGGUGUGUUGUGGAGGAAUUGGAACAAAUGCUAGAAGAGUCUGGGCACCUACGGACACUUGCCUUCCUAUGUGCAAGUAAAGGAAUGAGCUCAAAAGCUGUGCAUAUUUGGCGCAUCCUGGCACGAAAUUAUUCAUCCGGCCUCUGGAAAGACCCUUCUUUGGAGAAUAUUACACAGAAUAGUGGGGAAAACCUUAUUUCUGGCAGGGCAAUUGCUGCAGCUGAAGCUUCAAAGAUUCUUGAGGAAUCAUCUGACCAAGAAUUGAUUCUACAACAUCUAGGAUGGAUUGCAGAUAUCAGCCAGGUUCUUGCAGUCAAUGUUUUGACUUCAGACAAACGAGAGAUCCAGCUUUCUCCUGAUGAAGUUGUUACAACUAUUGAUCCGCAGAAGGUUGAAAUUUUACAGAGGUAUCUUCAGUGGUUGAUUGAAGACCAGGACUGUAAUGAUACACAGCUGCAUACAUUGUAUGCCCUCUCACUUGCCAAAUCAGCAAUCAAAGCCUUUGAAUCCGAAAAUAUUUCUGAGAAUCUUGAUAGUGGAAAUAUAGGGACAAGAAGUUUGGCCAUGUUGAAGAACUCAAUCUUUAAGAUUCCUGUCAGGGAAAGAUUACAGAUAUUUUUGCAGUCCUCAGACUUGUAUGAUCCAGAAGAAGUUCAUGACUUGAUUGAAGGAUCAGAAUUGUGGUUAGAAAAGGCUAUUCUGUAUAGAAGACUGGGGCAGGAGACUUUGGUCCUCCAAAUUUUGGCUUUGAAACUGGAAGACAGUGAAGCUGCUGAGCAAUAUUGUGCUGAGAUAGGAAGAGCUGAUGCAUAUAUGCAGUUGCUUGAAAUGUAUUUGGAUCCACAAGAUGAUAAGGAUCCUAUGUUUACUGCUGCUGUUCGCCUUCUCCAUAAACAUGGAGAAUCACUAGAUCCAUUGCAAGUUUUAGAGAAACUGUCUCCAGAUAUGCCGCUUCAACUUGCUUCUGAUACUUUACUAAGAAUGUUCAGGGCCAGAGUUCAUCAUCAUCGUCAAGGACAGAUUGUGCAUAAUUUAUCUCGUGCCGUAGACAUUGAUGCAAGAUUGUCAAGAUUGGAGGAGAGGUCAAGGCAUGUACAGAUUAAUGAUGAGAGUCUCUGUGACUCCUGUGAUGCACGCCUUGGUACGAAGCUAUUUGCAAUGUAUCCUGAUGACUCCGUUGUAUGUUACAAGUGUUACCGCCGUCAAGGUGAGUCAGUGUCUGUCUCAGGUCGCAAUUUUAAGGAAGACAUCCUAAUUAAACCGGGUUGGCUCGUGAGUCGUUGAUCUCAAACCUUAGAUGUUACGUAUGUAUUUCUUGGUUGAAUCCCAGAAGUUGCCAUUCCUUAUACCAAAUCCAAAUUCAUUCAAAAUUGGGAAAAGGAAAUGCGUCAAUAAUCUCUCGGGCUACAUAAUUAACUUAAAACCAUCAAGUGUGUGUUUGCGUCAACGUCCGGUUUGACACAAUGGAGAAGCAACUAGGCUGUUGCUUUGGCGUUUGUCUCGAAAUGUGUUUUUUCCUUCAACGUGGUCUAAACAAUUUGCCAAACACAGCUAAGUAUCAGCUUCUAACCCCCACACCAAGAGUAAAGUUCAUAUAGUUAUUACCCCAUGAUGGUACCGUAAAUGGCUGCUGAGUUCUCCAUUGUACUCUCCCCCCGCCCCUCCCCCGCAAAUUGCUUUGUAAAUUUGAUGAUUUAAAAUGUAAAUUUUGCACAUAAUAAUGAGCUCAUUUUCCGUUGUAGUUCUUAUGAAACUCGUUUGCAGCGUUCAAUAUUUAGGAGUAAUAGGUGAAGUAUUUUCAAA